This is a messenger RNA of Formica exsecta, 3952 nucleotides long. RefSeq names its product tudor domain-containing protein 7-like (gene tapas). Lineage: Eukaryota; Metazoa; Arthropoda; Insecta; Hymenoptera; Formicidae. The transcript is spliced from 16 exons. The record is from RefSeq and is a predicted model, not a curated record. Bases 1 to 3348 code for a protein of 1115 amino acids. Gene Ontology annotation, biological process: spermatogenesis.
AUGAGUCAAGACGAAGUUGUAAAGAAUUUGCGAUCAUGUUUGAUAUCGUGCAAAGGUGGUAUCAGAUUAGACAGGUUAAGAGAUGAUUACCGUAUGGUUGCAGGAGAAUCGCUACCCUAUAAGCAAUUUGGAUAUUCUUCCCUUGAAACUUUUAUACGUAAUAUACCGGAAGUUAUUGUAACAAGAAAAAAUGGGGAACUGUAUGUGGAAGCUACACCUUCUAGGACAACAGCGCAUCUUACGAAAUUGAUUUCACGACAAAAAACACGACGAAAAAUACGACCUCAAUCUAAAAAACGGAGUCCACCUCGAUAUACUACCAAAGGUUUUUCUCCUGGUGCUAGAAAUAACAAUAAUUUCAAUGGGUUUCAACCUACAAAGAACAGUUAUGUAAAUUCUCCUGGUUCCUUUACCAAAUCAACACCCGGGAAGAGUAAUUUGUAUACAAAUUUCAGCAGACCCAUUUUACCUCUCAUGGAAACUAUUGUACAGUGUCCGUUAUCGAUUAAUAAUGAGAAGCCAAAUUUUGCUUCGAGUACACCGCCUGUUUCUCCUAUUAAAAGACUGACAGAUAACGCGAUAAAUCCGAGUAUAGCGACUUUGAACCAAAGCGUUACUAAUUGUAAGACUAUCGAAGAUUUAAAGUGCAAAGUAUUAAAUGACAAGACAGCAGCAUUUCCUGUGAUAAAUUUGAAACCAAAGACUGCAGAGCUCAGAUCCUCGAAACUGAGUGAGAGACUCAAAGUUUCUCCUCCUAAAAGUACUCCUAUUAUGCCUAGAACGCCUUCCUCGUUGAUCGAUAACUGUAAUAACGGUCAUGCGUUUUCGUCUAUCCCAUCGAUUUUUGAAAAAUCGCAGAUCAUGCCACCACAUCAGAUUUCUGAUCCUAGGAGAGAUCUGCAGAUUCAUGCUAAUAGAUUGAAUCUAUCAACACCUGUUUAUAAAAUGUAUUCAAAAAAGGAGAAAAAUUCUGCCAAGAUUACCAUCUACGCCAGUGUGAAGGUUGGUGUACACACAUUUCACACGUAUCCGGAAGACGCGGUAUCCGAGGAGGAAGCCGAGAAGAUCGCAGCGCGCCUGGCUCUGGUGAAUCUUGUCAAAGAGUUGUCGAGCCCCGAGAUAACGACUGUCGACGAGAAAUUGGUGAUGGAGCGCAUUCUGAACAUUGUAACUAAGCAUCACAGCGGGGUCUUUAUGCACCUACUACCCGAAUAUUACUGCGAGCAAUAUAAAGAGGCUCUGCCCCACAACUGGCAGGGGAUUAUCGAGGAAUGCGCGGACAUAAAUCAGGAAAAGGGCGUCGGCGAUUCGACGAUACUUUGCCGAGCCUCGCCGACUUCGAAACGAUCGGGAAAUAAUUCUACCCCAUUUAUAUAUAAGGAUGUUGUCGAGAAUAGCUUCUCGUCUAAUGAAAAGAUACAAUUGAGCCCAAUCGGGCCUGCUGCGCCCGGUAAACUCACGGUACCCAAGAUGACCACUUGGCAGGUAUACGCCACUUGCGUCAUAAGCACCGUCGAAAUUUGGGUUCGCUUGUGUGAGAAUAAUGAUAAUUUCAUGGAAAUGACGAAGAAAAUGACAAAGCAUUAUGAUAAGAAAAAACCUGUCUCGAUCCCAUCGGUGGAAUGUAUCGUUGGAGAUUUUUAUGCCGUUCUCGAGGACAACAAUUGGCACCGAGUUCAAUGUAUAGAUUUCGACUUCGAGACCGAACUCGCCACAGUUUUCUUUAUCGACGAGGGCUACGACGAGCAAUAUAAACUUGAUGCGCUACAUCCUCUCGACAAGAAAUUCUGCAACCUUUCAGCCCAAGCAACAAGAGUAGCUCUUGAGAGAUUAGAAGAGUUUCGCGAUUACACCCAGUUCAUUACGGAGAUUGAGAAUCAUCUCUUGGUCGAUCAAAUGUUUUUAGUCAAGGUACAUGGCACGAACGCCGAUGAGUACGGCUCGUAUACGAUGGUGACUUUUUAUGACACCAGGACAGACAAAGAGGGCAGACAUGUAGAUGUGAAUCAAAUUCUAUUUGACAAGAUUUUAAGAGACAUUGACACCACAUCCAAGAUACAAACGAACCAGUUAAUCGAAUUAUAUAUCACACACAUAGACGAGUACGGUAAGGUCUAUGCGCAGUUAAAUUCGUUUAUGAGAAGUCUGGUGAACAGCGAGGCCUUGUCGCAAAUAUUUGUAAACAACAUGACGACCUCUUUGGCGAGGGAAGCGAUCCACUUAACCAAAGUGUACUUUGCAAAAUGGGACUCGCAGUGGUAUAGGGCGCGAGUGAAGAACAUGCCUAACAACAAGGAUGAAGUAACAGUGUUUCUAUUCGACAUCGGUAAAACCGUCACGAUAUCGAGAAGAGAUCUGUUUUACACGAGCGAAAAAGUUUCAAAUGCUUUGCACUGCAUUCCACCGCAGGCGAUGCAGAUCUUUCUGCACCACCUCGAUCAAUCGAAGUACAACGGAAGCCUCGUGGCGAGAUUCCGCGAACUGGUGUCAGACACGGAUCUGCUUCUGGCACAUAUCAUUAAUAUCAGCCCAUCUAGAAUCCCAAUAGUGGAGCUUUUCAAGAGAAUUGGACCGAAUAACAUGAUGGUCUCUAUAAAUACAUCAUUGAUUUAUGAAAGUGAACUAUCAAAAGUCAACGAAGAUGGCAACAACAAUAUUAAGUCAUCAAAGAAACGUUUGGAACGCAGGAAUUCUCGCAUUCUCGAGUCUGUUGGUAAAUUAAAUCCACCCACCAUAUCUGAUAUCGGCCAAUAUUUUGAUAUUCACGUGACAUUAGCCGCACAUCCAGGACAUUUUAUCGUGCAGCCGUUGAACGAUGCGGGCAAAUUGAAGACGAUGAUGAUCGAUCUGCAAAAAUACUGCGGUGAGUACGAUGGUCCGUCAGUGGAAACUGUCGGCGAGGGCAAGCUAUAUGCGGGCAAGUUUCGAGAUGAUUGGUACAGAGUGUACGUUACCAAUAUUAUUAGCGAUAACGAGGUAUCCGUAUAUUUCUGCGACUUUGGGGAUGUAACGAUAGUGUCGCGCAGUAGCUUGCAGCCGUUGAAGAGUGAUUUCAUGAAGCUACCAUAUCAAGCUGUGAAGGCUAAACUUGUCGGAAUAGAGCCGACGAAUAUUGACUGGACGGUAAACGAUUGUAUCAGGUUUAAGGAUUUAGUGCUUGAUAAAGACUUUGUCUCAGUAGUCGCCGAAUCGGUGGUUGAUCACCUCUCGCCGGCCAAUGGCACUGUGCUGGGCUUAAGAUUAAUCGACGUCAGUACUGAAAAAGACAUAUACAUCGAUAAGUUAUUGGUGGAAGAGAAACGUGCCAAAUAUAUUGAUGAAUUCGAGGAGUAUCUUGUAUCUAGUUAGCUUGUUAUAGUGAUUAAUGUGGGUGGAAGAAACAUAUUAUUUUCCUUACCAUCGCAUUAUCGUUAUCCUUUUAUAGUGACACAGUAUCAUAUCGCUCGCAUAACCGCGCAUACCUGAAUGUAAAAGGAUAAUGCGUGAAUAUAUUUAUAGUACUUUUUUAUUACUUUUUUUUUUUUCUAUAACGACACGGCACGUGUGUGAACGGUAUAGAAAGAUGGCUAUCGAAUAUUUUUAUAUUUCAUUUAACAUUAUUUGAGUUUGUCUCCGUGAUUAUGCAUUUCGUUGUUCGGAAAUUAUAUAUUUUUUUUUCUUUUUAGUAUUAGAAGAUACGGACACACUAGAUUACAAUGCGCAUAGCAGAGUUCAAUUUAUUGAAGAAGCGUUUUCAUUAUUAUAGUUUGUUUAAAGGCUUAUGUUUAUGAUUACAUAAACAUGUUAUUUUUGCUUCGGCUUUUACCAUUCAUCGUUCUUUAUUACCGAUUACAUUUUUGUUAUCGCACAGUUAAACAUAGAUGUAUUACUGUUGAAGUUAUAACGUAAAGUUUAUUUAGAAACUAAGUUAUUUGAUUAUUAAAAUCGUUUUAUUAAUUAUAUUGUAUAAUUU